This is a messenger RNA of Linepithema humile (Argentine ant), 1421 nucleotides long. RefSeq lists its product as uncharacterized. The record is from RefSeq and is a predicted model, not a curated record. NCBI's taxonomy places the organism in Eukaryota, Metazoa, Arthropoda, Insecta, Hymenoptera, Formicidae. Gene Ontology annotation, cellular component: membrane.
AUGCUCUGGUUAGGCGGUAUACCGGGAAUCGGUCGUCGACGUCAGCUCGUCUGCCUGGCGUUCGUGAUCUACGCGUUGUCGAUCGUCGACACGAUCGACGCCGCCACCGCGGAGGACGCGUGGACGGGAUUCUCCACGUCGUGCGCGACGGAGGACUCCAAGAACAUGUCGGUUUCCUGUCACGGAGUGCGAAUCGUCCGUAAGAUCGUACAACAGCUGCUGGACACCACUAGCAAGGAACGUAACAUCGAGCUGUUCGACGGCGUGAGCUUGAUCGAGGUACCCGGCUCGAAUCGCAAGUCCAAGGCGUUGAAGGGCUUCGGAGGCCUCGGACCUUUCCUACAAUUUUUGGAAGGUAGAGAACUGAGGAUCAAACUGCCGUCUCUACUUCCUCCGAAUAUCGAGAGCGCCUUGAAGGAGAGCUUGCCUUCCGAAUUUGAAGCGAGAAAGGAUGGAGGAGGAUUUGGCGGAGGCGGCGGCGGUUUCGGCGGCGGUAAGGGCGGUGGCGGCGGCGGCAAGAAAGGCGGCGGCGGUAUGAUUAUACUGGCUCUUAUGAUGGGUAAAAUGAUGGCCGCUAUGGGCUUCGGUGCGCUGGGUCUGCUGGCCAUGAAGGCGCUGACGGUUUCGGCCAUGGCCCUGAUGCUGUCCCUGAUCGUAGCCGUGAAGAAGUUGGCGGGCGGCGGUGAAGAUCACGGCCAUCACGUCGUUUACGCGCAGGAAGUCGGCCAUCAUCAUCGCAAGAGAUCGACCGGCGACGACGACUCCGCGCAAUUACCCUACAGAGGAUACGCCAACCUUUACGCAAACUUACGGGCAUCUUGAUCUCUCUUAUUAAUCGCAGUAUCAAUCGCGACCUUGAACCGAUCCUCGAGCUUCUCAACUCUCCUAUCGCCUGUUAAAGAUAUUCUUAGAUACGACUAGACCGAUACAAUCACGUUGACACGCGGCACGUUGGGCAUUCCCGUUCACGUAAUUUACAUUGCAGUCGCAUCAUCAUUGUCAUCGUCGUUUCAUUCAUCCAACGCAACGUGCGUUUUUCAACGUGGCUUUCAUUUCUUCUCAGCUGUGUAAAACUGCAGACGUCAGUCGCGGUAGGAGGGUUAAUGGGCGCCAGGAAAAUGACCGACGACGCGACGCGACGCGAGAUCAGUGACAGUGACAUCGACGAGACGACAGUGACCGAGAAACUGAUUGACAGCUAGGUAGAAAGUGAUGUUCAACAAAUGUUCGUCCGCGGGAAAUGUGGUAAUCGAUCCCUUUUGGCCCACCAUUCCGAUAGGACUCUCUCAGGAGUGAAAGAUCACAGACCGAAGAAACCAAAGUACGUUGUUUGACUUUUUUUUAUUUAUUUAUUUUUUUUACACACAUAUUUAUUGUUGUGCAACACAUGUUAAUAAAGCAUACGUGCUUGGUACGAAAAC